AUGCGGAAGGGCAGGUUGCUUUCCCACAUACUGUCGCUCCGGCAUAGCCACAACCUGCGCGCGGUUAAAGUUCUGUUGGUUUCCGUGUUUCUCUGGCUCAUUGCCUUUGGAUAUUGUCAACAGCGGUUCUGGAGGGAGCCGCACUCUGCGUUCUUUCGAGACAGCCACGUCUAUGACCUCAAAUACAGUCUUUAUCGGGAGCGCGAAGCUCGACACUUUAUCUCCCGCUACAACGCGCCGACGGAUCCGCCGGAAGCAGUGAAGAGUGCCUCAGACCCUACGUUCUGCGUUGCUAUUGUAACGGUCAGGCGGCCCUCGGACGACUACUUCGAUCCCUCCAUCGGGUCUCUCCUCGCGGGGCUGGACCCCCGAGAACGACGCUCCCUUCGAUUGAACAUCCUCUUCACGGACACCGAACCUACGAGACAUCCUGGCUGGGGCCAAAAAUGGGUGGAACGGCUUGCGGAUGAAGUGAGCACCUAUAAUGUCUCCAGUGAUCAGCUGCAGAGUUUACGACAAUGGGAGAAAGAGCGAGAUUUCCAUAUUAAAGGGGUAUUCGGAUUAAGCGAUUAUAUAUAUGCUUUGAAGAGCUGCGAAGCUUCGAACGCCCCCUACAUCGCGAUAUUUGAAGAUGAUAUUAUCGUCGCCGACGGAUGGCUAGCCAAAACACUGAAAGGGCUGAACGAUAUUGACCGCGUCUUCCCUGCUAAACAGCCCUGGCUCUACCUCCGCCUCUUCUAUACCGAAACCGCACUGAGCUGGUCAUCGUCCGAUUUUGCAUACAGAAACAUGCCACUCAUUUUUGGCAUGGUCAUACUCUUUGUUUUUACCGGUCUGACCCUCGCGCGCCGUGUCGGCCCUUGUCAUUCCCACCUAGAUAAUGCUACGAUAGGUGUUUUAAGUGCGGUUUGUGCCCCUGCGUUUCUCGCUCUUAUAUACAUGACCGGAAAAUACUCUCUGGCGCCUCUUCGCGGAGUCGUGGACAUUGGUCGGUCUGGCUGCUGUACCCAGGGCUUGGUAUUCCCGAGACAGCAGGUACCGGGAGUUGUGGAGUAUCUACGGCAGGAAAAGAGGGGCCAAACCGAUACCAUGAUCGAGAACUACGCAGAAAAAACUGGGCUCAAGAGAUACGCUCUUGCUCCUCAACAGCUUCAACAUGUUGGGCUGCAGUCCAGCCGGGAUAAUACCGAAGUCAACACGCAGAGCAACUGGGCAUUCUACUUCGAGGAGAAUGAUCCCAAUGUCUUGAAGAAAGAGCAUUCAGAUCUUCUAAAUGAUCAAGAGAUAAAGUCACUUCUCGAUAAAUAUAGCUAA
This is a messenger RNA of Uncinocarpus reesii 1704, 1314 nucleotides long. RefSeq lists its product as uncharacterized. Gene Ontology annotation, cellular component: Golgi membrane. The transcript is spliced from 2 exons. Gene Ontology annotation, molecular function: glycosyltransferase activity. The coding region runs from base 1 to 1314 and encodes 437 amino acids. The record is from RefSeq and is a predicted model, not a curated record. NCBI's taxonomy places the organism in Eukaryota, Fungi, Ascomycota, Eurotiomycetes, Onygenales, Onygenaceae. Gene Ontology annotation, biological process: GPI anchor biosynthetic process.